Molecule: messenger RNA, 1552 nt
Organism: Leptopilina heterotoma
Lineage: Eukaryota; Metazoa; Arthropoda; Insecta; Hymenoptera; Figitidae
Product: polyprenol reductase
Exons: 6
Coding region: 477-1139 (220 amino acids)
Biological process (GO): dolichol-linked oligosaccharide biosynthetic process; polyprenol catabolic process
Cellular component (GO): endoplasmic reticulum
Molecular function (GO): 3-oxo-5-alpha-steroid 4-dehydrogenase activity
Source: RefSeq, a predicted model, not a curated record
UUAGAGUAUUUUGUAGAUGUACAAAGAGUAGGACACACAACAGUGUGUGGUACAACUCUCGCAGUGAGUUCUAGUACACUGCAAACUUUCUAAAGUAUAUUACAAAUUUUAACUCAAGAAGAAUUAUUCUCCUCUAUGUGUUUAGUCUCUUUCACUGUAUUAAAUUCACAUCUACAAUAGUUGUAAGAAAAUUAUUCGCGCGCACAAAAAAGAAAGAGAGGAGAGUAUAUUUUAGCCAUGAACUUGAUUGCAAUUACUUUUACAAUUCUCUCUCUUUAUCUUAUUAUUAAUGGAGUGCUUGUUUAUUUAUUUAAAAAUUAUUUACCGGAAAUUUUAAAGCAGGCCUUCUUUUAUGGAAAAACGUCAGAAAAAAAGAAAAAAUCACUUCUUCACAUGAUUGAAUUUCCAAAAAAAAGUGGUUUCAACAUUAUUAUAUUUUCGCAUCACCUGUUGCGACGUAUUGUUUAUUUAUAACAAUGAGAAAAUAUUUUUUCAACGAAAAUGUCCCGGAAUUUAUUUACGCAUUUUUGGAUUUAAUAAUUGGGAGUGAAAGAAAGCCUUUAAUUUCUUUGCCACAGGCAACACUUGCAAUGUUACUUGUCGUUAUUCAAACAACAAGACGACUCUAUGAAACUCAUUACAUCAAUAUUUUUAGCGAUGGAAAAAUAAAUAUUUCUCACUAUCUUGUUGGCUUUAUUCAUUAUACUCUAUUGCCCGCUUCAAUUUUAGGCGAAUCGGAAGGAUUUCACAAAGAUUUAGUAACAAAUUAUCAGGAAUCAUUGAAAUUGAAAGAUUGGAUUGCGGCUCUAAUUUUUCUUUGGAUGAGUUAUCAGCAAUUACAGACGAAUUUAAUAUUGGCAAAUUUACGGAAAGAUAAAAAUGGUGUUGUCGUGACAAAGGAGCACAAAAUUCCUCGAGGAGGACUUUUCGAUUAUAUUUCCGCGCCUUUACAAUUCACCGAAAUUGGAAUGUACGUAGCUUUACAAAUUCUUCUCAGUCAAGGCGAAGCGUACUUUUUCGUUUGUCUCUGGGUAAUCAGUAAUCAGUUUAUAACCGGUCUUCUCUCACAUCAAUGGCAUAGAAACACUUUUAAAGAUUAUCCACCAACGCGUAAAAUAAUUGUCCCUUAUUUAUUAUAAAUUAUUAUUUAUUUUUUUUAUACAAUAUUUCAUAUAAGGUAUGAAAAAAAAGAAUUUUUAAUAACAAGACUGCAAAUUGCACCUUUCUUCGACUAUUAUUCAUUAACUUCUCUUCCUUUUUUUACUAUUUUAAUUUUUCUUAAAUUUUCUUUUGUUUCGUUUAGUAAUUUUUUUUCGUUAACAAAAAAUGUAAACAAAAACUUUUUACCGAAAGUGUAAAUAAAAUAAGAAUGAAUUAUAAUUACACUAUUUUUUCUUUGUUUUUUUUUUUAAUAAUAUUAUCCAUAGUUAUUUAUAACAAGUAUAACACUUAAUACGCAUUUCAUACACACAAUUGAGAGUAAAACUUCCUAAAAAAUUGUACACGCUCGUCACAUUUACAAUUAUAUUAAACUUUUCUGUAUUGGGCAAAA